This is a messenger RNA of Dunckerocampus dactyliophorus (ringed pipefish), 9304 nucleotides long. RefSeq names its product FYVE, RhoGEF and PH domain-containing protein 5-like. NCBI's taxonomy places the organism in Eukaryota, Metazoa, Chordata, Actinopteri, Syngnathiformes, Syngnathidae. The record is from RefSeq and is a predicted model, not a curated record. The transcript is spliced from 21 exons. Gene Ontology annotation, molecular function: guanyl-nucleotide exchange factor activity; metal ion binding. The coding region runs from base 154 to 3948 and encodes 1264 amino acids. Gene Ontology annotation, cellular component: cytoplasm.
AUGGCGAAGAGGAAACAUCACUUUGGUCCAAACGGGACAAACAACAAAGAUCCCGAAGUGUCUCCUUUGGUUUGGACUCUUUCUUUUUGAAGCAUGUUGCGUUCGUAAAGCUGCUCUUAUGGACGACAUGUUGGGGACACUGGCUUCGUUAAAAUGAACACAGACAAGCCCUGUGUUGCUCCAAAGCCAGCAUUUGUUUGUCCCGCCCGCCUGACGCUGGCGUCGGCAGCCAGGAGUCCCAAGCCCUCUGUCGCCCCCAAGCCCAUUCUGAAGCUCCAUUCCAGAGACUGUCUCUUGACAGGCACCCUGGAAGGAUGUGUGAAUGGGGGCGUGGAUGGAGACGCAAUGAGAGGUCUGAAGGAGGAUGAGCCUCACCCGGAAAAGAAAGAAGAGGCGUUGCAGAAAAUGGACGAGGACUGUAGACAAACGGAGGAAGCGGACUCCCUGGACGGACUGUGGACGACUGACUCUGAGGAGGCGGUGGAGAUGAUUGACACCACGGACGUGACAGAGGACAUGGACGAGGACGCGGGCGAGGCGCUGGCUGACGCAGACGGCCUCUCGAUGGGGGACUUUUCUGUUAAUAGCGUGGAUGAGGAGAAAGGGGUGAAGAAGAGGGCGCGGGGACAAGACAAAACGGACGAUGAGUCUCUCGCCGAUGAUCUCCUCAGUGAAGCGUCUCCCCCUGAUGGUGGAGGACACCAAAUGUAUCACACGCUAAAGUGGCAGGUUGCCUUGGAGGUGAGUCCAACUGACCAGCCGUAUUACGUGGCGCCGGAGGACAUUAUCAAUAAAGACUUGACCCCAAGUUAUAACGGAGAUUGUCCCCUGUCACCACAGACGUGUUUUCUCGGUGGUGUUUUAGCAGGGAAGUAUCACACAAGUCAUGGCAACCAAGGUCCACGAAGAUGCAGAGGGGGUGAAGAGCACAAACUAGACACCUUAUUGUGUCAUUUGUACUCCCAGCCCAAGUUUAGGCUGCUGUGUAACUCUCAUACCUCAGAAAACCGCCUGAAGGACUUGGAGGUGCGCAAUGACCCGGGCACCUGUGGCGAUCACCUUUACGAGGAUCCGGGCGACGAUAGUUCAGAGGGUGAGAAUGUCUUCCCUCUAAGCAGGAGGACAACGGGAAUGCGCUCACGCUCCCUGUCACACAACCUGAAGAAUGAUGCAGGGGACCGCCUGGUUCACGGACCCUGCAUGAGCAGAUCCAGUCAAAAAGGACCCGUGUUGAGCAGCAGCCCCACGUUGAGGAGCCACUCCAAACCUCACUACUUGGCCCUCUACCCCUCCUCCCCCCACGUCCACAGAGACACCCAAGCUUUCCCGUCCGGAAGUUUCUCCAGAUGUUCACCUCUGUCAUGCAGCGGUCUGUCCACGCCCUCGUCAGUGGUGGACAUCCCUCCACCUUUUCAACUGGCCUACAUCACCAAGAGGCCCAUCACGAAGAGCACGCCCUCACUUCUCACCGAUGUGGACUCCUCGGAGAAAAACAGGAAGAAGAAAUCCUCCAUCAAGCGCUUCCUGAUGCUAAAGUUUCGGCGGAAACCAGAGAGCAAGCCAGCCGUGGUGGACUCGCCCUCAUCGGAGUCCUCAACCGACUCCAGCCGCCUCACGCGCAGCAGACUGUUAGAUCUGGAUAGACACAGCCUUGGGAGUUCCCCACAUCUCCGCUCGCACGCCGCAUGCCAGCCUCAAAUGUCUCCUCAGCCAACACCCGCCUUCUUGUUCUACCCGGAAACCAAAAGAAAAGGAAGCUCUGUGGCCUUCCUCAAUCGUAGCGUGGUGCGGGUGGAGUCCUUCGAGGACCGCUCCCGCGUGCCUUUCUCUCCGCUCCCCCUCACCAAGCCUCGCUCCAUCUCCUUCCCCAACACGGGUAGCUCCGACUACGAAAAUGUGCCCGCCGUUAACUCGGACUAUGAGAAUGUUCACAUCUCGCAAUGGAGGCCCCUGCGCCCCCGGGAUCUGGGGGGCUUCUUUGAGCGUCCGCCAAGGGUUCUGUCCACUACCAAUGAGACGGACGGGUACGUGGACAUGAGCAGUCUUCCUGGAUUUGAGUUCAAGACGAAGUCACCUGUACAGGAAGAAGAGAGUGCCUACACGGAAGCCUACAAAGUGUGUCCAGUGGCUGUGGUCCCUCCAAGCAGCCCGGUGACUGGUGUCAGCGGGCCCACUGCAGCAGAGGAAGACAGCGGACGGAUCUCUGAGGAGGAAGACGCAGGCAGUGAGAGCCCCUAUGAGAGACAGAUAGACGGGCGAUCGCGAGCCUUUUACAUCGCAACGGAGCUGCUGGAUACUGAGAGACUACACGUAAGAGCCCUCAAGCUUCUCCAGGAAGAUUUUCGAGGAGCGGUCGGCGCCGCGGCCGGGGACGACGGAGAGCCUGCUUUGGAUGACGGAAGACUUUGUGAGAUCCUCAACGAGCUGCCUGAUGUUUACCUCCUGCACCGUAGAAUCCUCAACGAGCUGGAGGAUGGAACCCGGCGCUGGGAGGAGAGCCAGAGGAUAGCAGACAUCUUCCUCUGCAGGAAGGCAGAGUUUUUAGUCUUCACCACCUACAUUGGACACUACGACAGAAGCAUCAAUCUGCUGGAUGAGAGCUGCAUCGCCUCGCCUGCCUUUGCAGCCAUCGUUCGCCAGUUUGAGCAGCAGAGUCCGUCCGGCCAAUCCAUCUCUCUCAAGCAGCAACUCCUGCAGGUGAUCGUGCGUGUGGCUCAGUACCGCAUGAUCCUGACAGAUUACUUGAACAACCUCUCCCCUGAUUCACAAGAAUAUGAGGACACCCAAGCUGCCAUCGUGAUGGUGUCAGACAUUGCAGACCAGGCCAAUGACAGUUUGAGACACGGGGAGAACCUGCUGCGUCUGGUCAACAUCGAGUACAGCGUGCACGGCCAGCGGGACCUGCUGCAGCCUGGUCGGGUUUUUGUGAAGGAGGGCACCUUGAUGAAGGUCAGCAGGAGGAGCCGACAGCCUCGUCAUCUGUUUCUGAUGAGCGAUGUGCUGCUUUACACCUACCCACAACAGGAUGGCAAGUACAGACUGAAGAACACGCUGUCGCUCACCGGGCUGAAGGUUACAAAACCCAUCAUGGAAAACGUCCACAACGCAUUGAGGAUGGAGGGGACAGACAUUUCCAUCACUUUGUCUGCAAGCUCCUUCCUUGAACGAGAGGACUGGUUUUCCGCUUUGAGUCGCACUGUGAGUGAACAUGCCCGAGGAUGUGCGCCCUCCGACAACUGCUCAGGAGAGGUCAGAGAUGGUCUUGGGCUCACGUUAGGAGAAAAGCCCCCCACGCUCGUCCCGGUGUCCCAAGUCAUGAUGUGCAUGAACUGCACUUCGGACUUCAGCCUGACUCUGCGUAGACAUCACUGCCACAGCUGCGGGAGGAUUGUGUGUAGGAGCUGCUCCAAGAACAGAUAUCCACUCAAGUACUUGAAGGACCGUAUGGCCAAAGUGUGUGACCACUGUUACAAGGAGCUGAAGAAGAGAGGAGAAGACACGUCUGCGCUCCCGGCCAAGAGCAGCCCUCGUCUGAGCCGCGCCAGUCGCCCUCUCUCUUCCGUCUUCCAAAGCAUCCAUCCUCCAAACAUUUGGAGGCAUCGCAAAGGCACCCUCUCCUUCAACCACCAGGUGAGCACGUCUGACGGGGGCUCCAUGAGUGGCAGCUUGCAUCGCAGCAAGAAGAGCAAGAGGAACUGGAAGAGACUGUGGUUCCUGCUGAAAGACAAGGUCCUUUACACCUACAGAGGCCAAGAGGAGAAGGUGGCGUCGGAGAGUUUGCCCUUGUUGGGCUUCACGGUGAAGUUACCCGACAACCUCGGAGGCGACCAAGAGGCCAACGUCUUUCAGCUGUACCACAAAAACACUUUGUACUACACCUUUAAAGCAGAGGACAACCACACGGCCCAAAGGUGGGUCAACGCCAUGGAGGAAGCCACCCUUUUAUAGGACCACGCAGCGUGCCACGUGCCUCUUUGUGAGGGGGCACUGUCACCUUCUUUUGUUUUUGUGUCUUUUUUUUUCUUUAAACCUCCUGCCAGCAGGUGUGAUGCUGUGCACCACCUGCCAAGUCAUGUGACCUCUAUCGCCAUCCGCCGCUGGUCAGCACAGUAAAGUCCUAGAAAACAAUGUUGAAAGACUGUGAAGCAUUCAACGUUUUCACUUGAAAAAAAAUACCCUCAUCUUCAAGUAUUACAUUUGGAAAGGUAUGUAUUCUUUGAAUUAUAUUUUCUAGGGCUGCACGAUAAUUAUCGGGCUGAUAUCAGGGAAUUAUGGCAUCAUACAGAUAAGUCUGACAAUAUUAAAAAUAGUUCCAAUAGCUGAUAAUUUAAAAAAAAAAGUGCUCCAAUUAGGUGAGAUUACCCGUGCUUUGCAGGGGUGAACAAAUCAAGUGCUACUUUUUUCUCCUGCCGGUGACGUUUUAAUCCACCGGAAAUGCUAGCACCGCAUUUGAAAAGUGCAAAAGGUUUGCCAGAGACCUCAGUGGCGUCACACCGGCUGCUCGGAGUGUGUGCUCGAAUACAGUGCACCUUGCUGGGCCACGCCAGGUGGCUCCUUCCCCUCUGUACUCUGGUUCUCCUGAUUGUAGUGAUGUGGCAGUGAUAUUUGAUUAGGACAAAUCAACAGGUACACUUGGUCAGAUCUGUAUUUGUUCCAGUCCUUCUUACCUCUAGGUGUGCACAAACUACACUUAAAUCCAAAUUUUAAAAAGGUAGAUAUAAAAUAGUAUCAUGUCGGUCUUGAGAAGAAGAAAGUUAUCUGUAUCAGUUUGGGAAAAAAAAGAUAUCCCGCACCUGUAAUAAUUUCCUUUCCUAAAGAAGCAUCUGAAGUGCUAUAAUGGUUCAUGCACAGUGGAUUUUUUUGCACAGAAGCCGUAACAGAGUAAAAGUGCAAUGUCAGCACAACAGUUAUGUUUGGACUUGUUGAUGUAUUGAGCUUAUUUCUAAGAGGAUUCUAUUAAAAACCAAGUAAAGGAGAAAGCAUAACAAUGGGAACCAUCUGUGUCCUGCUAAUGGCUGCUGGUCUCAAUAUUGACAUUUGGCAGGCUAUUAUUGACUUGGUGGGUCUCUGUCCUUGCAGAAGGACACGCUGUAUGUACAGCAUAUACAGUACGUACAUGAAUGCAAACAUUGGCCCUACUGCACUCACACAGGCCCUUACGCACAAGUCAACAGUUUGUGCAGCACGGCCGGCAAAAGGCCACCCGUGCCUGUUCUGCUUCUCCUUUCUGCCACCCCCCCCACCCCCUGGCUUGCUGACCCAGAAUAUUGUUAAGCAGGGGGCCUUCUUUCUGGGGAUCUUGAGAAGCUGCAGACAGACUCAUCCCUACCCCUAACCCUCGAAAUAGUGUUUAUGACGUUCGAAAUAUGUUUUUUAACAUUAUUAGAACCCGCUAGACCUGAAAUAACACCCCCAUAGUCACCUUUACACUCUUAUUAUUCAUUCAUUACAUGACAUUGCAACUUUUAUGCUGCAGGGACUCGAGACGGCCGCCAGCUAGCGAGCUAACCAGUUAGCCUCCAAUUUAUUUCUUCUAAACUUAAGAAGCUAAAAAGUUACCACUUCCACACGGGAAGGGAGGAGAACUCUUUUCCACCCCAAUCAUGUGGGACAUGCCGUGGCUGACGUCAAGGCUUCAUGCAUUCCUGAGUUUGUAAACAGUACGUACAAUAUGUUUCAACAACACAACAUAAAAAAUGACUGAAGCGUGUCCACGCAAGUAUUGAUCCGAUACCGAUACUGCCAAAAUGAUAUGGAUAUUAAAUACAGAUACAGUAAUCCCUCGCCACUUCACACUUCAAACUUCUACUACAUUUCUUUCAAAAGUAUAGUCAUGAAUAAUCACUAGCGUCCGUGUGGAGCAAUCAAAUGACUCCUUCCUGCCGCCAUAAAGGAUAUCACUAACAAGGCACACCUUCAGCUCGUCUGGUAGCUCCACCCAUUCAAGGAGAACCAAAAUGAAAUGAGAAGAAACAAUGAGCCUAGAUGGAGACACGAAAUCAAAACAGAGAAACCAAUAAGGUGCUCACCUGAGGCAGGAUCACUGCACAGUGUGACAAUUUUCUCUUAUUAUAUCCACUAUAUUGGGUAAUAGGAGUGUAAAGGUGACUAUAGGGGUGUUAUUUCAUGUCAAGAGGCCUACAAUAACGUUAAAAAGCAUAUUUAGAAGGUCAUUAAUGUCUUAUUUUCUCUUAUGUCCACUAUAUUGGGUAAAAGCAGUGUAAAGAUAACUAUAAGGGUGUUAUUUCAUGUGUAGAUGGCGCUAAUGUUGUUAAAAAACAUAUUUGAAAGGUCAUUAAUGUCUUAUUUUCUCUUAUUAUGUCUACUAUGUUGGGAAAUACCUUGGUCGGCAGCAGGGAUUCAUUCCCACAUCCGUUGAAUUUGCUUCUCUGCAGACAAAGCUCGUUUUCUGUGUUUUUUGGUCAAAAUCAGGUGUUUUUGCUGAAAGUACCCUAUGUUCUACCGCCAAUAUCUAAAGACCCAAAAAGGCUCGAAACUAACUUUUUUUCUGAUGAAAGAAGAGAGUCUAAAGUUUCAAUGUUUAUGUAGUCUUAAAACUCUGUCUUCUGUGGGUCUUGAAAGUUGAGCAAAAAUGCCCAAAAACUGGCAGUAUGGAGCUCUGUGCUCUGAACAUGGCUGGCCGUCAAUGGGUUAAAGAUGGAAGUUUUUCUUACUACCCCCAGAUCCCCUUGUCCUACACAUUACGUAAAGCCGGAAUGGAGCAGAUGCACCACGGCCCAGUCGGGGGUCAUUUCGGGGGGGAAAGAACACUGGCACAUGUCCAAACAACUAUUGGUACAAUACGAGGGACCAAGUGACACUGUGGUGCCGCACAGAGAAGACACCACAGGACGCCACGGGCAGCAUGAGGGUUGGGGCGCCCAUGGGGAGGAUUACACUUGACCUCAUGGGGCCUUUAAAUGACAGACACAACUGUUACAUCCUCGUUGUACAAGACUACUUCAGCAAGUGGGUAGAAGCCUACCCCAUCCCCCAUGAGCAAGAUUGUGUCAGAGUGGGUAUGUAGAUACGGGGCCCCACACACACUACACAGCCAUCAGGGAACCAAUUCCGAGUCAGCAGUAUUCCAGAACAUGUGCCAGCUACUCCUUUCCACCCACAAUCAGACGAGCAGGUGGACACUUGCAGCCGCCGCUGAAAGGUGUCACUGGGACUGGGAGUUAAUGCUGCCCUACACAAUCUGGGCUUAUAGAGCAACCAAACACGGUUCUACCGGACUGACCCCUAAUGUGAUACUGUUUGGUUGAGAAGUCACCGAGCCCGUGGGCUUAGUGGCUGGACAAUAGUGCUCGUCAUAACACUACCAGCUUGCGUGGAGAGGCCCUGGGAAAGACCUCUGAAAGGGUAAAGGCCCAGUAUAAAGUUGAUACCGCUGUGUGCUAUUUAAUUAAAAGCACCCAAAGAGUAAGGAGCAAAGUUCCUGCCAGUUUGUGAUGGCCCGUACUUGACCACUUGGUGUACCAGAUACAGAAGGGGUCAUGACAAGUUCAAGGUCUACCACUCCCGGACCAUGCUAUGCAGCAGCUGGAUCCUUGCAGGCUCCCAACGCAUCAGCACCACUGGAGGUGUCACCCCCAGCUUCUGACAAAGAAUAUGACAUCCGCAUCGCACCUCUUGAGCUGUGGGACACCCCCCCUCCAACAGUGACCAAAGGGGACGAUGGUUCCAGUCCACCUGUUUCAGUGUACCCUAGUCCAUCUCCUGCACAGCCUCAGCAGAGUGAGGCUGCUACUCCACAUUCAGUCUUCCCACCACGGCUUAGACCGCCAAGGACAAGGAGAGCACCUGAUGUGUUUGGUGACUGGGUUAAUCACUAAACAUCGCUACCGAUGCACUUCUACCUGAGUCAGGGUGGAGGCGGAUCGCUGCCCUACUGAGUGGGGAAAAAAAAGUGUUUGUGAAUCCAUGGUGAGUUUGUUUACAUGCACUUCAAGUAGCGCUAUUCCUAUUCUAUGUGUUGCAAAUUACGUGCCUUAAGAGUUAUGGGAGUCGUGGCUGCUAAGAUGCCUUUUGUGUGCUGAAACAACGACAGGCUUAAACAUUCCACCAUGUCGAUCUUCCACCAUGCCUCCAAGCACGCUACACUUUAUGCUGACUGGCUUUAAAAUAGAGCUGUCAAUUGAUUAAAAUAUUUUAUCAGGAUUCAUUGCAUUUUGUCCAUAGUUAACUCAUAAUGAAUCACAUUUAAUCACAGACAGAAAGAAGAUUUUAUCUAUAAUAUGUAGGGAUUGAAAUCAUUUUGUGGUGAAUGAUUUGAUACGUCACCUCUCAACUACACAAACAUGGCGGUGUAGGAGACAGAGGAUGUUUACAGUGAUUAUAGCCAAGAUUUGAGCCAUGGGUCAAUAGUUUUGGAGGAGAAAAGAAGGGAAAAACAUUUGGAGAUGGAAUAGAGAACUUGCAGAACAUGGACUUGCGCCUUAAGACAUGCGGAUGAAGAUUGGUCGCCUUCAAUACACAGAAUGGUGAGUGUAAAUUACUCUGGAGUUGCUUAUCUUUCAGUUAUUGUUUUAAAUCAACUUCUUAAUGAGAGUAAAGUAGUCUUCAUAGCCUAAUUUAGUUUAUAUUUUGUCACCACCCACCGUCACAAUCAUUCAUAUAACAUGUAUAAUGCUUCGCAGCCUUGUCGCUAUCAUGGAAUAGUGUUUAGAAGACAUGAUGUAAACAAGACAUGACUUACUCUGUUCUGUGGCAACUUUGAAAUAGUGGUGAGUGUUUUUUUUUUUUCCCGGUACUAUUCCGUUGUUGGAAUAGCAUUCUUUUUCAAAAUGCGUUUAUAGUGUACUUUCGAGCCAAAUGCUUCUUGGAAAGGUGUUCCUUUACAGCAGUAGCAGUCAUCCGUGAAAUGAUCACUGCAAAAAAACAAACAACAAACUGGAGGCGGGUAUCCGUCUGUCUCUGGUUUUCUACUUUGUCCAAUGUUGUCUUAAACCUUCCUCUUUUAAAAAAGAAAACAAACAGUAUCACUGGGAUACUGUGAACAUCCAGCAGCAGCACAACAUUUUGUCAUGACUACUAUUUGGAUGAAAAAUAUACUGAACCAAGUCCACCAUCUACCUCGACAAGCGUUUGUUUACUCUGCUUUAGCUGAGAGGUGUCACUUUCGAAAUGACACUUUACUACUACAAGGAGUUUGUCAUGGCUGCCUCCUUGAACAAUAUGUGUCAUUUAUGCAAAUUUACCCUUCGCUUUCAAAAGACUAACAAUGUAGAACAUAAUUACAAACAAUAUAUUUACUUUGUACACAUAAUCUGUACUCACAAAGACAAAACGUUUUAGAGCA